This is a messenger RNA of Mastomys coucha (southern multimammate mouse), 1059 nucleotides long. Its product is annotated as carcinoembryonic antigen-related cell adhesion molecule 3-like. Gene Ontology annotation, cellular component: external side of plasma membrane. The transcript is spliced from 4 exons. Gene Ontology annotation, biological process: T cell activation. NCBI's taxonomy places the organism in Eukaryota, Metazoa, Chordata, Mammalia, Rodentia, Muridae. The record is from RefSeq and is a predicted model, not a curated record. The coding region runs from base 133 to 1038 and encodes 301 amino acids.
CUACCUAGGAGGAGACUCAGAUAAAAGGGAGGAAGCACAGUAGAACUGACAGGAGAGCAGAGUGCAGAAACAUUACUGGAGCUGAAGCUGUUCACAGAGGAAACACCGAACAGGUGGCAGGUAGCAGAGGCCAUGAUGGGCUCUGACAUACUUUCCUGUAAAGUCUGUACAUCCUGGAAGGAGCUCCUGCUCACAGUCUCCCUUUUAAUCUGCUGGCUGCUUUCCACUACUGACCAGCUCACUAUUGAAUCAGUGCCUCCCAUUGCUGUUGAAGGGGAAAAUGUUUUGCUAUUUGUGCAUGACCUGCCAGAGAAUGUUCAAGCCCUUUCCUGGUACACAGGAGGUAAACCACUCAAGAGGUUUGAAAUUACAAGACAUGUGAUUGCUACCAAUUCUAGUGUGAUGGGGCCUGCACACAGUGGUAGAGAGACAAUACUCAACAAUGGAUCUUUGCUGAUCAAGAGUGUCACCAGAAAAGACUCAGGAUACUACACUCUGCAAAUACGUGAUACGACCUCAAGACGUAAAAUAACACGUGCAGAAUUCUUUGUACAGGGCCCAGUUUUAGACUUCAAGAAGCAUCUUACCCGUUCUCAAAUCAAAACUGAGUUUGUGCCAUCUUGGAUUGAAGAAAAUGACAGUAUUCUUCUGCUGGUUUAUAAUCUGCCAGAGAACCUUCAAGGCUUUGUCUGGCACAAAGGAGUAUUUCCACUUGACCGUUUUAAGAUAGCCAGCCAUUCAUUCCUCACAAAUUCAACCAUGCUGGGACGUUCAUAUUAUGACAGACUGACAGUAUGCAAUGAUGGAUCCCUGCUGCUCUCGAAAGUCACAAUGGAAGAUUCAGGGCUUUACAGCCUACGAACCAUACCUGUGGAUCAGAUAUCACAAUCUGCCAUUCUGUACCUCCAAGUAAACAAACGGAGAAGAUGGGCUUCAGGCAAUCCAAGACCAGCAAGUCAACGACGGAUGUCGAAGAAUCAAUUACAGAAGCUGGACAUGUGUUUUUCUUCUUCUUACAUUACUAUCUAUUACAAUUAAAUAGCUUUUUGCUUACCAGUA